AUGGCGGCCGACUCGGAAUUGGCUUGUUUUCCCAAGGACGGCGCCACUUCGCCGUUGUACCUCGCCGUCUUGCAUGAUCGGCCCGACAUUGCACAAACACUGUAUGAGAAGAGCGGUGGGCAUCUCUCGUAUUCUGGACCCGAUGGGCAAAAUGCAUUGCAUGCUGCUGCUCUUCGUAGCCAAGCCAUGACAGAAAUGCUACUGGAAUGGAACAUUGGCCUUACAGCGCAAAAGGACCGAAAUGGGAGCACGCUCCUUCACUUUGCAACAUCAAUUCUACACGCAAGAGGUGUACACUUCUGGAUCUUCCGUCAUUGGUAUACAUGGUUUCAUGGUUUUUGGCAUUCAAGCAUGCCAUUCUAUCCUGUGCUGCAAGUUAUCUUCCAUCCUUGGUUCCCAUGGAAUCAUAGUACUUGGCAUUCAGGCAUGCCGUUUGAUCCAGUGCUGCAAGCUAACCCAACUCCGAUAUAUCAGUCAGAUGGUCAGGGACUAUUCCCUAUACACAUUGCUGCUUCCAUAGGUGUGAACAAGGCCAUUGCCAAAUUUUUAGACAAGUGCCCCAACAUUGCUGGUGUGCGCAAUAUGAAGGGAAGAACUUUCCUUCAUGUCGCUGUCGAAAAGAAGAAAUGGAACACAGUCGCACUUGGUUGCAAACUCCAUCGUUAUCAUGGAUUUUGA
This is a messenger RNA of Triticum turgidum subsp. durum (durum wheat), 678 nucleotides long. Lineage: Eukaryota; Viridiplantae; Streptophyta; Magnoliopsida; Poales; Poaceae. The record is from the annotation of a GenBank genome assembly.